Ixodes scapularis (black-legged tick) is the source of this 3766-nucleotide messenger RNA. RefSeq names its product ovotransferrin (gene Tsf2). The record is from RefSeq and is a predicted model, not a curated record. Lineage: Eukaryota; Metazoa; Arthropoda; Arachnida; Ixodida; Ixodidae. Gene Ontology annotation, cellular component: early endosome; plasma membrane; recycling endosome. Gene Ontology annotation, biological process: iron ion transport. The coding region runs from base 192 to 2573 and encodes 793 amino acids. The transcript is spliced from 9 exons.
GACAUGACAACCAAACUCAAGAUUCCACACGAUUGUGACGUCAUCUAUGACUCGCCACGGCAAAUAUUUUCGUUUUUUCUACCUGUCACACCUGACCGCCCGAAGCAAGCGACACACCUUUUGCGGUUACCCUGUUUACUCUCUUGUGCAGCUUGUUAUGUUCGUUAGCUUGAAAUUUAGGAGCGGUGAAAAUGCGGUGGUCGUCGUCCUGGCUCGCAGUUUUGCACCUUGGUUUAGCCCACGUCGCUCUUCUGGGCUGGGGCCUCGAUGACGUGACUUGGUGCACCGUGAGCGACAUGGAACACCUCAAGUGCACUGAGUUUGCCGAGGCGGUUCGUGCCAGCAGGACGUUCUCGUUGCAACUCAAGUGCAAGCGUGCCGCCUUUAAAGACCAGUGCAUGAACUUCCUCGACAAUGGCCAGGUGCACCUGGUGGAGCUUGAUCCCGGGGAGGUCUACUCGGCCGGUCGUUUCCACAGCGUCAUCCCCAUCCUGGCAGAGCGCUACGGGCCAGGCAGGGAAGCUGGCUACUACUCUGUGGCAGUGGUCCAUGCCAAGACAGAGUACAAGUCGCUCCUGGACCUAAAGAACAAGUCUGUGUGCUUCACGAGUGUGGGCGACAUGGCUGGCUGGGUCAUCCCCAUGGCCACCCUGGUGCAUGAGAACGUCCUUGAAGUAAGCGACUGCAACAACCUUGUCAAGAGCGCCUCGACUUUCUUUGGGCCGAGCUGUGCCCCCAACUCCCUCAUUGACAAGCACAACCCAACAGGUGACAAUCCGCAGAAGAUGUGCGAGCUGUGUGGCGGCCGCCCUGGGGAGCGCUGCUCGGGCAACGACCCUUACGCGGGCUACCAGGGGGCGGUGCGGUGCCUAGCGGAGCGCGGAGACGUGGCCUUUGUGAAGCACACGACCCUGGACGAGGUGCUGCGGGGGCGGAGCCAUGCCUUUCGCCUGCUCUGCCCAUCGGGGGACACGGCUGCUACGGACCAGUUCCGGUCGUGCAACUGGGGCUUUGUGCCGCCCAAUGUAGUGGUGACCACCUCGGACACACGGCUGGCCGUGCGGGAGCAGUACCAGGACUUCCUCAGGAGGGCGGUGAGCACAUUUGGCAAGCCACCGGUGGGCUACGAGAGCCCUUGGUUCCACCCGAACCAGACGAGCGGCAGCCAGAACCCCGACUGGAACUGGUCCAAUCAGAGCGUGUGGUCAGGGGGACAGCCUACCUCGCCGCCCUGGUGGCAGAGUUCCACCACAGAGCGGCCGCUGUUUGUCAACGCAACUGAGCUGUCGCGGUUCUACCUGUUUGCCAACGGGCCACGCUAUGGCAAUGCCACCAACCUCCUGCUGCAGGACCUGACGACGGAGUUUGUGCCGCUGCACGGGAACCAGCAGACCUUUACGGGAUACCUGGGCAAAGAUGUGGAGCUGUUCCACAAGUUGCGCAAGUGCCCAGUCCAUCCGGCCAAGUUGUGCGUGGUCUCUGACAAGGAGAUGGAGAAGUGCCAUCGAAUGAAGACUGCCUUCAAGUCACAGAUGCUGAAGCCAGACUUGAACUGCAUCAAGAGCGAGAGCCAUCUGCAGUGUAUGCACAUGAUCCGAAAUGGUGUCGCCGACUUGGUUGUUCUCGAGGCCGGGGAUAUCUAUCGGGCAGGCCAGUCACUCGGGCUGAUUCCCAUAAUCGCAGAACAGUACAAUUUGGAUGAACCAUACUACUACGUCGUGGCAGUGACUUUCCAAGGGGACAAGGAGACAGACCUGUUGACUCUCAAAGGGCGGCGGUCGUGCCACACGGGCAUCAACCAGGCGGCCGGCUGGGUGGUGCCCCUCAGCUUCCUCAUCAGCAACGAGCGGAUGCGGGCGUACACGUGCGACUCCCCACGCUCGGCGUCGGAGUUCUUCUCCAAGAGCUGCGUUCCGGGUUCGCUGUCGCGCGAGUUUGUGAGCUCCGAGCGCAGCUACAAGAACCUGUGCGACCUGUGCCACGGCAUGGGGUCCAACUUCUGCGGUCGCAAUGCGGCGGAGCCCUUCUACGGCCACACGGGUGCCUUUCGCUGCCUGGUCGAGGGCGGUGGCAACAUCGCCUUUGUGAAGCACACGACCGUGUUCGAGAACACGGCGGGCCGCAACAGCAUGUGGUGGGCACGAAACAUCUCGCCCGGAGACUUUGAGCUGGUGUGCCGCGAUGGCUCGCGACGGUCGCAGGACAAGUACGCCGAGUGCAACCUGGGCAAGGUGGCUUCCAAUGCAAUUGUCACCAGUCCCGGCAAGCCACAGCACGUGAUCGACGCCUACAUCGACCUGUUCGUGUACGCGCAGCAGUUCUACGGGUCCAAGUACAGCCAGGACUUCACCUUCAAGAUGUUUGUCUCCGAGUCGGCCUAUCGCGACCUCAUCUUUCAGGAUUCGGCACAGCAACUCAAACCAGUGCCUCUGGCACGCCGCAAUUACAGGGACUACCUUGGCUCUGACUUCCUGCAGGCGGUACGUCUCGUCGACUGCUCGGCGGCCGGCUCGCUCGCUGCCCGCCUCUCUCUCACGGUCGCACUGGUGUGGGUGGCUCGGCUGCUGGCCUGACCGGACCCUCGGGGAGCGCCUCCCUUGGUGCCCAGCACUCUGAACGGCAGGGAGUGUGCCCAAGUUUCUCCUUCAUCGCAAGCCUCCUACCUGGGGUGGUGAUUGCCGGUGCUUCAGCUUGCUUCACCCAUGUACAUGCAACUGAGGCACUGACGAAAGAGGUGGGCCAAGGGCAGACUACAUACUCGAAAGAGUGACAGCCUGUCGUUUCUGACCUGUUGGGGAAGACAUGCGGGGCAGUAACGUACGAAAACUCCGUCCAUUUUGUGAAAAGCGAGUGUAUUUUUUUGAAGUGGCAACUGAAAUUUUGGGUCGUCUUCCUGACCGGGCACACUUUAAAACACCCGUCCUGAUUCCCGAGUGUGUGAAAGCUAGGCAGCCACAGUCCUUUCAGUUCGAAAUGUUGCCCAAGAUUCAUUUCUGUCAUUCCACACGUGCAUUGUAUGAGCCAUCUAUUCCAAGUUUAGGUAGACAAUGGUGGCGUGGCUUUGAUCUUUGCUCAGAAUCUCUAUUUUUGGAGCGGGGGACUAUUUUGGGCACAGAUCCUUUUGAUCGUUUUAAAUGAGCAGAGCAUUGUUUGAAGUUAGAAGUUUAUUUAGUUUCUCACGGGCCAAGCUUGGUAAGGAGGUAGAGACAAAAGGCAUUUCUGCCUGACUGGGCCUCUACCACUAAUGUGGGAAAGGUAACCUGUCCUUCUGGCUAUUGUACAUGCAAGGUAUAGAUUUAAGAUCUGAAGAUUUGUAUGACUGAACGAUGGAUGGUGAAAAGUGCCUAUUUACUCAUAACAGUCAUGUGUUCAUUAUUACAGAAGCUUUUGCUUUUGGUGCAUGCUGGAAUUUAUACUUAAUAUGCAUCCCAUACAAAUACAUGGAGCAGCAUCAAGAAGAUUCAUUUCUGUUCAUAUUUUUUUAAGGUCUUGUUUUUUUUAAACAAUUGAGUCUAGAAAUUGAGGUUUUACAGAGUUGGUCAACACACUUCACGGGACCACUCCAGUUGUUUUAUACACAGUUAUCUCAUUGUUUGACAUUGGAGGGUGGAGAAUGAAGGGACCUCCUUUUUUUGGGUCAUUUUGUGGGCCUUGGGACCACAUUCACCCCAUCUUUGUGUCCACUCAUUCUAUGUGCCUUAGUAUUGCAGAAUCUCUAUCUGAGUAAUCAGACAUUUUUUUCAAAUAAACAUUUUCUUAUGAACAA